Messenger RNA from Aureobasidium uvarum, 4035 nucleotides. The record is from the annotation of a GenBank genome assembly. NCBI's taxonomy places the organism in Eukaryota, Fungi, Ascomycota, Dothideomycetes, Dothideales, Saccotheciaceae.
AUGGCGCGUAAUCCGGCCAUUGACCCUCCGCGACUCGCUCCACCCGCGAAAGCCUACUCGACCUCUUCGUCGUCACCCACGCACUCACGAUCUCCUUCCCCAUCGCGACGCAACCGCAAUCACUCGCAGUCCGACGAUCCUUUGGGCCGCGAUCUUUCUCCGACACGUACCUUGAGAGCAUUCACCUCGACGCUGGGAAGCGAAGAGAGCAAGAGUCACGCCGCCCUAGUACGCUUGAUCGAGAAAGCAUCGACUUCGGAAAGAGCCUUUGGCAUCAGGAUAGCUCAGACGUGCAAGGACAUCAAAGCCUGGCACGCCGAACUGCAACAAUGGCCCUGGACUGGCUCCUUCGAGCCUCCCGCCCAUGCCGCACACGCCGCCGAGGGCCCCUACUGGGGCAGCCUUCGCGAAAGCCAAGUUGUAGCAUAUGAGCAACGUAUCCAGGACAUCCGCGAAGCCUUGUUCGACCUGGACGUCGACGAGCUCAAAGACUAUGUCCUCUCCCAACACGUCCAGCCAAAGACGUCCGACUACGAGCUCUACGAACGUCUCGACGACUUUACAGCCUUGAUCACUGCCACCAUCCUCCGUGCUCUGCCCGAUCUCUCACGCUUGGAUCGCUUGUUGGACACUUGGUCGAUGCGCGUUACGCUGCUGCGCAAGGUCCCUGGCUAUCUUAGAGGCCUUGAUCAAGCCAGGACUGAUCUGGAUAAUGCGUGGUCUGCCAUGACCCAACAUCUUCGAGACGCGAACGAUGCAUCUGCCAUGCGCAACGCUUUCCAAACGACUCAUGAACAACUGGAGUCCCGCAUGGGUAAGGUCGGUGGACGACUUGACUCCAUGUUGGACGAUCUCGAAGGACGCGACGAAACACUUCCGGAUGCCUGGAUUGACACGUUUGAAUCGUUAGAAGCGAACUACAGUGACUGGCGCACUCAGACUGGCCGCCACAUUGCUGGUCAGAACGUGCCUCUGCUUGUACCUACUAGGCAAACCAAGGCUUCUAUUAGUGCAGCUAUUCGUGACGUCUCUCCACCCUCUGUCAAUUAUUCUGACCACGAAGAACAACCCCCUGGUGUACAUGCUACCCCAGAGCCGAACAUGUCUUCAGAAGUUGACUCGAACAUCGCUUUGCCGUUGAAGGGAGGUUUCACUGGACCCAUAGAUCAUGGUGACGAGCAUUCUCAUGUCCAACUGGUUGAGAGCCCUAUCCUAGGCACGGGCUCUACAUUCUUACCAGAUCUGGAUGAAACUUCUGACAUCGAAAGCGACAACGUCUCUCAAGACCUAAAGAAGGUACCCGUGGCGUCAAUCGAUACUGCUCAGCCAGCUGUGUCUGCCGCCGAUUCUCUCCACCGAGCUGGCAGCCUAAAGUCAUUGUCACCAAGUAUUGCGCGCUCUCGCCAUGUGCCUAUUGUUGUCAAUUACAAUGAAGCUGCACUGCCAAGCCCUUCAUCCUCAAUUGCACCAACCCCCAUCCUAGGAUCUCCGACGAUUGCCGCUGCGACGUCUCCAGCACCAACCUUGGAGCAGGUUUCUCCGGCUAUAAAUAGUGUUCGUGCCAGGGCAGCUUUCCUAAAUGGAGGCAUCGAGCGUACCCAAUCGCUGCAAAAGUCUGUCAAUAGUCCUGUCCGACCCUUUGAACAUGCCUCCAUGGCUUUCACAAAGCUGUUCAACAAGACUAACAAUGCUUCCAAUGGCACUCCUACUCAUUCCAGGACCAGCUCUACUUCCAGCCGAGCAAGCAACCGCAAAGGUCUAGGCCUAGGCCUCAAAAACCACGAGGGCUUCCGUCACUUCCACCGCUCUUCUUCUCUGACAAUGGCCACCCAACCUGACAAAACUGGUGGCAGAGUUUUAACAGAUGAAUCACAGCUACCUGUGCAAUCCUCGUCACCACCAGCCCCGAGACUGGAUUUCGCUUCAGAACAAGCUGCCGGGACCCGUGCUGUCUCUCAGCCUGCGCGUAUGAACAUUCCAGAAGACCUCGGAAGACCAAUGGAUGCAUUCGUCACACCAGAGAUCGAACAAGACUACUUUCCCUCUACCGAGAACAGCAAAUCAACACUUGACUCGAACUGGAGUUCACCAGCACCCAGUGAAUUUCCAGAGAAUUGGCCCUUACCUGUCAGAAUCUACGAUGAUGAGAUUCAUACGCCCAAAGAUCCAAUGGGCUCUGAUGUGUUUGAGAAGAUGUUCGUCGACAGUUUACCUGGAACACCACAGACCAAGUCUCGACCACCAUCACAGGAAAGCAACCCAUUCGAGAACAUGUUCAGACGGAAACGUUCAACAUCAAAGGAACCGCUCUUCGAUGAUGCGAUGCUCAGUGACAUAUCUCAACAUAGACCUCGCAGCGGGCAAUCAUCACCUGUUGGUUCGAGACCGCGACAAAUGUCUAGGCCGAGCACUACAAGCUUACCUUUUGAGCCUAUCACAGAGCUUCCAACACCUGGGUCGUUCGACGCGACCCCUGAGCUUCAAGAUGCUUCAUCCGCAGGCUACUUCAGGGCGAAGCAGGUACAGACAUCACCAGGAAUCAGGACGUCGCCGAUUCCCAGGAGCAAUACUUCGUGGAGUAAUUUCAGUUCAAUAGGAGCUGGACACGAUGAGGUCCUCGAAGAACCCGACGAGCGCAACGUUGACCACAGCUCUACCAAGAGGCGUUCGAUGAUCAAGAGAGCUUCUGUGACUUCAAUCGAAGCCCACCCGAGAUCAGAGCUGACCACAAUCGAGAUACCUGUUAUGUCCAGACGAUCUAGUCUCUCAUCUCCACUCACGGCCAAGCUAGUCAAAGAACAACCAAUGGAUGACCUACAUGACGACCAGGAGGAUUUUGGUGGUACACCGCCUGCCUUUGGACUGCCUCCCCCAACAAUGCGUUCAGAUACAGAGAGAAGCAACAUUGCCAAAAGUGUUGGAGCUUUGAAACCGCCUCCACUGAAUCUUGAGGUUCACAAGCGUCGUUACGUUGUCGAGCCGGAAGCUACGCCUAGAGCUUCAGAAACUAACCGCAGUAUCUCUCAGCCUGAGACGGCUAGAAAGGGACACACUCGUAAUACAUCCAAUACCGAGCAGCUGGAUCGACAUGUCAGCCGCGUUCUAAACACUCUGCCAUCUCGUAUCGCAUUUAAACCCUCCCUCUCGCUUCCAUCACGUGAGCCAUCUCCUGCGCCAAGUACUGCUCCUGGUCCUGCUCGACCACGUCCCGUUUUGUCAAGCAAGCCCGCUCGUACGGGGCUCACGCUGUCAGCCGCCCAGUCUGAGUUGACAUCUAGAAGGUUGAACGCAAACGAUGCCGACGGCAAGAUGUACUAUCUGACACAAGAAGGGAGAGAACAACCCAUCAAGCUAUUUGUCCGCCUUGUUGGUGAGGGCGAACGGUGUAUGGUACGUGUAGGUGGCGGUUGGGCCGACCUAGGCGAAUAUCUGCGCCAAUACGCGGAGCACCACGGCCAUCGUACUUUUAGUGACGGUAAGCUGGAAGUGGGCAGCAAACGUGUUGGUGGGGGCACGAAGAUUCGCACCCCACUUAGUAGACCCGGAAGCGUUCUCGAUCGCCCAGACAGCAGUAUGAGUUUCCGCAGUCGCUCUUCCUUUGGUGCUGCUGGGGCUCCGAUGCCAAUAGACAUGCUGCAUAGCAGUCCUUCGGCCACGACCCAGCCCAUCGAUCUCACACCCACCACGGCCCGCAACGGUGCCUACCACACCNCCACUGGCUCUGUCAAAAGCUUCAAGAGUUCUUCACGCCCGUCUACCGCCGACACAUUCUUGAAUGCCUCUCCAUCAUCAUGGUCAGGCCAGGAGAUUGGCCUUGCAGGUCCGUCAGCCAAACACUCGCGCGGCAACCGCGAGCUCGAUGAGCAAAAGGCACGCUGGGUGGAGGAAAUGAUGACUCGAGCCAAACAGGCCAGCAGCGUUGAGAGAAAGAAGAGUGAGCCCGACCGCGCCGCUUGGGCAGACAUGGGCAAAGUCGGUGGCACGAGACGUAUGAUUUUCCGACACAAGUCCAGUGGUGAGAAUGGUAGUGGCUAG